Messenger RNA from Fundulus heteroclitus (mummichog), 2666 nucleotides. Its product is annotated as acyl-coenzyme A thioesterase 11. The record is from RefSeq and is a predicted model, not a curated record. NCBI's taxonomy places the organism in Eukaryota, Metazoa, Chordata, Actinopteri, Cyprinodontiformes, Fundulidae. Bases 147 to 1970 code for a protein of 607 amino acids. Gene Ontology annotation, cellular component: extracellular exosome. Gene Ontology annotation, molecular function: lipid binding; thiolester hydrolase activity. The transcript has 17 exons.
CUCAAAGAGCCCGCCGGCAGCCAGGGCGCUGCACUCAUGCCCAAACGGGAUUCAUUCCUUCAAUCUCUGAUCAUCUGAAAUAGACCAGCCCGUGUUACAGCUGCGUGAAGCUACUGGAAGAUUUCCACGUAAAACCGGAAGCCAGGAUGACUUCCACAUUGACAGAUGACCUCAUGGAAGAGGAGGAGGAAGAUGAAGAGAGUUGCUUUAACCCUACGGAGGUGAAAAUGAGUCAGAUAGUCAUGCCCUGCCACUGUAACCAUCGGCAGGAGCUGAGUGUGGGGCAGCUGCUUAAAUGGAUGGACUCCACUGCCUGCCUCUCAGCUGAGAGGCAUGCUGGAAGUCUCUGUGUCACCGCCUCUAUGGAUGACAUCCACUUCGAACACACCAUCAGCGUGGGUCAAGUGGUGAACAUCAGGGCAAAGGUCAACAGAGCCUUUAACACCAGUAUGGAGGUGGGUAUCCACGUGAGCUGUGAAGACCUGUUCUCUGAUCGCCACUGGAGGGUGUGCCAUUCCUACGCCACGUUUGUGACCCAGCGAACAAACACUGGACAAAAGGUGACGCUGAGGCCCGUUGUUCCUCAGAGUCAGCAGGAGCACGUGGAAUACAGCGUGGCAGCUGAGCGAAGACGGGUCCGGAUGCUGCACAGUGACAUCAUCAAAGAACUCCUCUCCAGUGGCUCUGUAGAGCAGGCUGACAGCUCUGCAGUGUGCAGCGGGAUGGCAGCAGAGAAGACCAGGGUGGAGAGCGUUGAACUGGUUCUACCUCCACAUGCAAACCACCAGGUGAAUACGUUUGGGGGACAGAUCAUGGCCUGGAUGGUGAAUGUAGCAACAAUUGCUGCCAGUCGUUUGUGUCAGGCUCAUCCAACUCUUAGGACCAUUGACAUGUUCACCUUCAGAGGACCCUCUCAGGUUGGAGACAGACUGCUGCUGAGGGCCAUAGUCAACAAUGCCUUCAAAAACAGCCUGGAGGUGGGGGUACGAGCAGAAGCCUACCAAGAGGAGGGGCCUAACCGGCACAUAAACUCAGCCUUCAUGAUUUUUGAGGUUCUUGACGAUGGUGGGAAGCCGUCUCCUCUUCCACGGAUACGACCAGAACCCGUGGAAGGUGAAAGAAGAUGCCAAGAAGCAAUAGCCAGGAAAAAAAUCCGACUGGACAGGAAGUACAUCGUUUCUCGCAAACAGAGCGAGGUUCCUCUGUCUGUUCCCUGGGAGCCCAGGAACCAGGUGUACCUCAGCUAUAACAACGUAUCAGCCCUGAAGAUGCUGGCAGCCAAGAAGAACUGGCGCCUCAGCACUGAGAAAGAUAAGGUUCGUCUGUACACCCUGGAGCAAAAGUCCAUGUUGAGUUUCAGGGUGGAAGCAGAGGUGGAUGUUCCUGCUCACAGAGCCUUUUGUCUGCUUGCUGAGCUAAGCAACAGAACAAGUUGGGACACACAUUAUAAGAAAUGUGAGCUGAUUCACCGUGUCGACGAUGACGACUUUAUUUACCGGGUGGUGACACCAUCAGUGCAUCAAGGUGCCGUUGGGUCCCCCACCUCAUCCAGUCAGGGAGACAGGAUUCUCCAGGAUUUCAUCCUUUUGGCCUCUAAAAGGAAGCCAUGUGGCCAAGGAGAUCCUUAUGUCAUUGCUCUUCGCUCAGUGUCCCUUUCCACCCAUCCUCCCUUUGAAGGAUAUAACAGAGGAGAGGUUCUGUGUGCUGGGUUUACCAUACUGGAGACAAAUAACAACAUGUCAUUGGUCAGUUACUAUAACCAGGCAUCCCCAGAGGUCCUCCCUUACAUCUCCACAGACAUUGCAGGUCUCUCUUCUUCUUUCUAUCACACCUUCUGCUCCUGCAGCCAGUACCUGAGCAGAAACAGACUGCAGCCUGCCGCUGAGGGGCUCGCUGGCACAAAUGAAGCCACAGAAACCAACAGUCCCACCCAUUUGCUGUCAGAGGCACUGCACAGCACCAAACUGUAGACAGCAUGGAGACAUUCAUGGCCAGUGCAUUGGUAUGGUGCUUAACACAUGGUACAUAGUCAAACGUUGCUUUUGUUGGUCUUUUCUGUAAACAGCUUGUUUUUUAUGUGUUUCAAAUAAACAACUGAAACUUUUGUAAAACUACAAAUAGGCCUACAUGGCAACAGAAGUAGGAUUACCACAUCACAUCUGCAUCCCUCUUCCAACCAAGCAUCCAAUUUUACAUUUUGCCUGUGAACACAUAAUGCUCUGUGUAAACACUGAGGAGAUUCAAAUGACAAAAACAAAACUGUUUGACAUGAUAAGCUGUUGACUUUGGUUGGAAAUUGACUUUGUUCUUUUGUUGACUUAUGUUCCAAAAAUAUGUCCAUGUCUGAUAAAUUACACGUCCAAGGACAGAGGAUGCUUGCUUUAUAGGAAUUUUUUUUUUGGUUUUUUUUGCUGUUUUCUUGUUUUAAGCAUUUUGGAGUAGUGUCUAGAGAACAAGAAGAAUUUGUAGCAAUCCUUAAUUGUUUUUCGUAUCUGCCUAUGAUGCUGUUUCUGAUAUAAUGCAUGAUAAUCUCCAACACUUCUAAAGAUAUAGCUUAAUAUUGAUAAUGUGUCUCAAAGAAGUAUACAACUUCUGUGGUUGUUGGAAAUUCAUCAACUCUGCUCAUCUCAGAGAGUUUUCUACUUUGAAUAAAGCUAUCCAACUGA